GAAAGGAAUUGGAUUCAAUGGCCCAAAGGGUCUCUUCAAACCCUCUUUUUAUUAUUAUUGCUGUUGUUAUUAUUAUUAUUAUUAAUUAUUGUUCGGUGGCCAACUAUAGUCCGGCCCUCCAAUGGUCCAAAGGAUCGUCAACUGGCUCCCUGUUUAAAAAGUUUGGGGACCCCUGGUCUAGAUCAUAUCUUUCCUAUAUAGAAAUUGACUUUUUAAGAAACACUUAGAAACUUUUAAAGUAAACUCUGCAUCUCAUGUUUCUUUAAGCUCCAGAAUCCUUUCCCUCGGUGCAAUUGCCAGUUUACCAGCUGUUAGGAAUUGUGAGAGCUGACCUUCAAAACACCUGGAGGAGCACAGUUUGAGAAACUCUGAUUUGGGGAGAAGUGGUCUUUCAGGUAGGCUGGACCUAAGCUGCAUAGGGAUGCAUAGGUUGCAACCAGCCCUUUGAAUGCAUUGUAUCUGGAAAUACACCAGUAGCCAAAGAAGCAUCUUUAAGUAAGGGAGUUACAUGCUUAGAGAACAACUUGUGUAGUGUCCAGGAAGGCAGAGAAAGGGGAAGGGUCUCAUGUCCAGGUUCCCAAAGCCUGAGGCAUUUGAAGAGCUCGGGGGUUGCAGGGCCAAAGGUUGGGCAGAGGCUGUUAACUUUUCAGUGGAGCAGCAUCAGCAGCCAUGGCUUCUGGACACUCUAUGAAGAAGCUGUGCUUGGAACUGUCCUGUCCCAUCUGCUUGGAGUAUUUCAAGGAGCCUUUGAGCCUCUCCUGUGGGCACAAUUUCUGCCAAUCCUGCCUGGAUCAAUGCUGGGAGGGGAAAGAGGCCUCCUGCCCACAAUGCAGGGAGAAAGUGCAGGAAGGGGACAUCAGGCCAAAUAGGCAGCUGGCCAAAGUGGUGGAGAUAGUUAAGGAACUGGGGAGCCAGAAGGCAGAAGAGAAGGGGAGCAUCUGCCAGAAGCACCAGGAGCCCCUGAAGCUCUUCUGCAAGGACCACGAAACCCCCAUCUGUGUGGUGUGCGACAAGUCGAAGGAGCACAAAAACCACAAAGUGAUCCCUCUGGAUGAAGCAUCAAAGGAGUACAAGGAUCAGAUUUGGAAUUUCCUGGAGACUCUGAAGAAGGAGAGGGAGAAAAUUCCAGUCUACAAAGCAGAUGCAGCACGGGAAAGCCAGGAUUUGCUCAAAAAAACCCAGAGAGAGAAGGAUAAGACUGCGGCUGCCUUCAGACGCAUGCAUCAGUUUCUAGAAGAACAAGAGAGGAAUCUGCUGGCAAAAAUGGAUGAGGUAGAAAAGGAGAUUUCAGCCAAAGGGGAGGAACAUCUGGCCAGACUCUCUGAAGAACUCUCCUCUCUCUCGAAACUCAUCCAAGAGAUGGAGGAGAAGCAUCAGCAGCCGGCAAGUGAACUCCUCCAGGAUAUCAGAAGCUUCUUGCAGGGGUGUAAGAAUAAAGAGAAAUCCAAGACUUCUGCAGCCUUUCCUCCUGCCCUAAAGUGGAAGAUCUGGGAUGUCUGUGAUAUCAAUCCCUUCCUGAAGGGUGUCAUGAAGCAAUUCAGGGCCUCUCUGGAAUCUGGGCUUCAGCAGCAAAAAGCACAUGUGACUCUGGAUCCAGACACAGCCCAUCCUCAGCUCAUCCUCUCUGAAGAUCUCAGACGUGUGAUCUAUGGAGAGAAAGAGCAAGAUCUUCCUGACAAUCCUGAGAGAUUCUGUGACUAUGCUUAUGUGCUGGGCCAGGAUGGAUUCACAGAAGGCAGGCAUUUCUGGGAAGUCCUUGUGGGGAGUGAGGAAGGAUGGUCUGUGGGAAUUGCAAGAAAGUCUGUGGAGAGAAAGGACCCAGACUUUGGCCCUAACGCUGGGAUCUGGGAAGUGGGAAAGUUGGACAGUACAUACAGUUUCUCCGCCGACAACAAUGUGUGCCCAUAUCUUAUGCUGAGCAAGGAGCCCAAGAGAGUCCGAGUGACUCUGAACUAUGAAGGAGGUCGGGUGGCCUUUUACGAUGCAGACUCAGCAGCCCUGAUCUAUAAAUACCCUCCAGCUUCUUUCUCAGGAGAGAUCCUCCUCCCGUUCUUUUAUGUGUAUGGAAAAGCCCAACUGGAGCUCUCCCUGUAAGGAUGGAGAGCAAUGCCCAAAGACUCACACCAUCCGAGACACAAGAGGAGCUUUAUCUCCAGAGGUGUGGAGUUGUUGAUUCUUGUUGCUCUUUUUCUGGAACCUCUCUGCUCUCUCUUUACACAUUUGCGAAAACCUGGCUGGAGUCUGGAGUGUGAAUGAGGAAGGCAUUCCUCAUGGCAAUGCUCAACUCAUAGAUCGGCCGGGGACUACUUCCUCCCAUUUGGAAAGCCCAGUUACAGCAGGAACAACGAUGAGGGAAUAAAAGACCUCAAUCAGUUUUUAGUCAAGAAUUCCAUUUAUUGGAAUUCAGUUAUAAAUCUAUUUGCCCCUCCUUUUCUUGGCUUUUCCCAGCGAAGAAAGGGGGUUAAAGAAAGUUAAAGUUAAACAAAGGGAGUGAUAAAGUGCGGCCUUGCUUCAUCCCCUUGCCAAUGGGAAACAAUUCUUUUUCUGUCGCCGAUCUUCAAGUGGGCCCUUGUCCUGAGUAGAAGUUACACAUCAGGAAAAUCGAAUGUCAUGGUGCACCUAUUUCUUUAUGUACAGGGCAUCGUUUUUCAUGAUCUGAAUAAUCAAAGACUAUGUUGUAAAUGAUAAAGCACAGAUUGAUUUUUCUCUGAAAUACGUACUUUUCUGCAUUCCAUUAUCCAACAUAUGUUUCAAUAUGAUCCCUUGUGCCUUUUUGUUUUCUGAAAGCAGCUUGGACAUCUGGCAAUUUCACUCUGUAUAUAGUAAAUUACUUGUUUAGGUAAUGUUUGAGUAUCACUUGUUUCAUGCCUGGAAGGUCAGUGCAGUUGUUCUGCUUGUCUGAAAUCUCGGGUCUCCUGGAGUGCCUGAGCUUUGAUUGCUCCACUGAAAACAUGCAAGGAUGAAGGCAGGAUCAGGAAUGGUUUUAUUCUGCAAAGGCCAAAGUGGACGCUAGGGGACAGAGCAAAAUCCCACAUCUGACGUGCCUCCCAGUCACAAGCAUGGGUAUUAUAUAGACAUUGGACAUGUGUUGUGACUGGUGCAAAUAACAAUCCACCAUCUCAUUGGUUCAAAAGAACGUUCAUUUACGGUUUGUAAUAGGUGCAUAGUGUAGAAUAUAAUUACUGUAAAUAAAAAUAAAUAAAUAAUAGAAUAAACUGGCAUUGGUGAAACUUGAA
Molecule: messenger RNA, 3236 nt
Organism: Anolis carolinensis (green anole)
Lineage: Eukaryota; Metazoa; Chordata; Lepidosauria; Squamata; Anolidae
Product: E3 ubiquitin-protein ligase TRIM7-like
Exons: 7
Coding region: 670-2094 (474 amino acids)
Biological process (GO): innate immune response; regulation of gene expression; protein ubiquitination
Cellular component (GO): cytoplasm
Molecular function (GO): ubiquitin protein ligase activity; zinc ion binding; protein binding
Source: RefSeq, a predicted model, not a curated record